GAGGGAGAUGUGCGGCACAAGGUGUCAGAGGCCGCGGGUGCCGGUGUGCACGGCACGGCACAGCCGAGCCUAGCCCGGCACGGCACAGCACAACCCGGGGGCCGGGGCGGGCUGGCGGAGGCCGCGGCUCUCCCGCUCAGCCGAGCGGAGCCGGGAGGCAGCGGCAGCGGGGGCGGCCGCGGGCACGGCGCUCCCCCGGCCGCCCCCGCGGUGGCGGCGGCCCCGGAGGCCGGGGAGCGGCAGGAGCGGUGCCGCUGCAGAAAUGGAGAAUCCUGAGGUGACUGUGAGCAGCUGCAGUGCACAUGAUGAUGAAAACCUUUGCAGCUACAAACGACACUCAUCGGUAUCACAGGAGGCACUUUUGGAAGACCAGCUUAGAAGGAAGUUAAAAUUUUUCUUCAUGAAUCCGUGUGAGAAAUUUUGGGCCCGGGGCAGAAAGCCUUGGAAACUUGGGAUUCAGCUACUCAAAAUAGUAAUGGUUACAGUCCAGCUGGUGGUUUUUGGACUGAGCAACCAAAUGGUGGUUGCCUUCAAAGAAGAGAACACUGUUGCAUUCAAACAUCUGUUCUUGAAAGGAUACAUGGACAGAAUGGAUGAUACCUAUGCUGUAUACACACAAACAGAUGUCUAUGACCAGAUAUUCUUUGCAAUAAACCAGUACCUCCAGCUGCCCAACAUCUCUGUUGGAAAUCAUGCUUAUGAGAAGAGGGGAGCAGAGGAGACACCUCUGGCUGUUUGUCAGCAGUUCUACAAGCGAGGAAUCAUCUGUCCUGGAAACGACACCUUUGACAUAGACCCAGAGAUUGUGACUGACUGCUUGUACAUUGAGCCAACGACUUCUCUACACAACACCACGAUGGGAAAGCACAAUUUGAAUUUCACUCUGGAUUUCCCCAGGCUGGUGGCAGUGCAGCUCAUGUUCAAUCUGAAGGCAAUCAACCUCCAGACCGUUCGUCACCACGAGCUCCCCGACUGCUACGACUUCACUCUGCGGAUCGUGUUUGAUAAUAAAGCACACAGUGGAAGAAUUAAAAUAAGUCUAGACAAUGACAUAGCAAUCAGGGAAUGUAAAGACUGGCAUGUUUCUGGAUCAAUCCAGAAGAACACUCAUUACAUGAUGAUCUUCGAUGCUUUUGUCAUAUUGACUUGUCUGACUUCAUUGAUCCUUUGCACACGAUCAGUGAUUAAAGGAAUUUGGCUCCAAAGGGAAUUUGUAAGCUUUUUCCUGUAUUAUUAUAAGAAAGAAGCAUCUUUCAGUGAUCAAAUGGAAUUUGUCAAUGGAUGGUACAUCCUGAUUAUAGUUAGUGAUGUCCUAACUAUUGUUGGAUCAACUCUAAAGAUGGAGAUACAAGCUAAGAGUCUGACAAGUUAUGAUGUCUGCAGCAUACUCUUAGGAAUAUCUACCAUGCUUGUGUGGCUUGGAGUCAUUCGCUACCUAGGUUUCUUUCAGAAGUAUAAUCUUCUCAUCCUAACACUGCGAGCAGCAUUACCCAAUGUAAUGAGGUUCUGCUGCUGUGCUGCUAUGAUCUACCUGGGCUAUUGCUUCUGUGGAUGGAUUGUACUGGGACCAUACCACGUGAAGUUUCGCACUCUGAACAUGGUUUCUGAAUGCCUUUUUUCAUUGAUCAAUGGAGAUGACAUGUUUGCCACCUUUGCACAAAUGCAGCAGAAAAGUUACUUGGUUUGGUUAUUCAGUAGGAUCUACCUCUACUCCUUCAUCAGUCUGUUCAUCUACAUGGUGCUGAGUCUCUUCAUUGCACUCAUUACAGAUACAUAUGAAACAGUCAAGCACUAUCAGCAAGAUGGCUUUCCAGAGACAGAACUUCAGAAAUUUAUAUCACAGUGCAAAGACUCACCAAACUCUGGGAAAUACAGGUUAGAGGAAGAAAGUUCUGCAUCACUCUUCUGUUGUUGUAAUGGUUGUAGUGGACAUAUUUAAUGGAUUGUGGGAGUGUAUCAUGGAGGCUUUGAAGCUGCACAUGUUGCAAGAACUUGACAAUGGAGCUGGUGGAAAACCUUAUUUCUGAAGACUUAAUUUGCUUUUCUCAAAAAACAGUGUAAGCCUAUGGCAGAAGUUUAUGCUAAACUUACAGACUUUUGAUUUGACACUCACUGCUACUUCAGGGGGUUUGGUUUUUAGUAGUUUUAUUCUAUUUGAUUCCUUAGUUAAAUUAUGCUAGAAUGCAAAUGGCAUAAAAGCCUGUUUGUGUUCAGAGACUUGGCUAGAUUAUAAAAGUAGAAUAUAAAUGUAGUAACUUCAACUCUAAGUAGAGCUGGUGCCAGACAACUUCAGCUUUGAACACCAACCUAGCCCUCAGUACUGCAGGCAUUAUCUGUCUGUGGCUGACCUGUUGCUGAAGGAAUGAAAGCUCACUAGAGCCCUCAGCAUUUUUUGGUUUUUUGCACUCACAGUAAAAAUAAAUACUAUGAAAUUUAGUGUAAUUUGUUUCUGGAGUCAUUACACUGAGUUGAUACACAAACCACUCAAAUAUAGCUGAAAGCACAAAAUAAAUAUUUCUUUAAACACAAGUACCGCUGGAUGUAAGUGGCAAUCUAUUCUCAGAGAGGCUGGGAUGUGCCAGGCUGCACUGAAGUUCCAGGGAUGAGCUGAGUGGAGAAAUGUUCUCAUGUAUCAAACACUGGGCAGAGUCAGUUACAGUCUUCAGCUUAACAGUGUUUGGAUCUUACAUUUUUAGAGGGAAAAUCAGACAAAAACACUUUCAAAAUACCUAUUUUUUAAAAGAAUUUGAAAUCUUCCUCUGGCAUACAAGUCUGUAAACCUGAAGUCUAAACUGAUUUAAAGACACAGGAUAUAUGUUUCUGAGUCUAAUCUCUCCACACUUUAGAAACUGGAUGUUUCCUAGCAACCUAAUAACCUGCUACUGUCAGUGGCCGGAUGAAACAUUAGCUUGUAAAGAAGUUCUGUUUUGACAACUUAGUUUAUAUUCUUUGUUGAUUGUGAUACUAUUUAAUGGAUGCCUUAUUUUCUAAAGUCUAUUCACUCUGGGAGCAGAAUAGAAAACUAAAGGGAAGCGUAUUUUAGAGAAUUUGCAUUUGUGAGCAGCAUUGCUGCAGCUGUGUGUGACAAUGUAUAAUGCUGUAGAGGACACUAAACAUGUUCUGUCUUAAUGCUUACACAUUUUAAAUGUGCUACAAUAAACACUUACAGCUGCA
This is a messenger RNA of Zonotrichia leucophrys gambelii, 3174 nucleotides long. RefSeq names its product mucolipin TRP cation channel 3 (gene MCOLN3). Gene Ontology annotation, cellular component: plasma membrane; lysosomal membrane. NCBI's taxonomy places the organism in Eukaryota, Metazoa, Chordata, Aves, Passeriformes, Passerellidae. The transcript has 14 exons. The record is from RefSeq and is a predicted model, not a curated record. Gene Ontology annotation, molecular function: NAADP-sensitive calcium-release channel activity. Bases 263 to 1939 code for a protein of 558 amino acids.